This is a messenger RNA of Metschnikowia bicuspidata var. bicuspidata NRRL YB-4993, 609 nucleotides long. It is a transcript of the gene RIB3, whose product is annotated as 3,4-dihydroxy-2-butanone-4-phosphate synthase. The record is from RefSeq and is a predicted model, not a curated record. Bases 1 to 609 code for a protein of 202 amino acids. Gene Ontology annotation, cellular component: mitochondrial intermembrane space; cytosol. Lineage: Eukaryota; Fungi; Ascomycota; Pichiomycetes; Serinales; Metschnikowiaceae. The transcript has a single exon. Gene Ontology annotation, molecular function: 3,4-dihydroxy-2-butanone-4-phosphate synthase activity. Gene Ontology annotation, biological process: aerobic respiration; riboflavin biosynthetic process.
AUGAGUAAGUUCAGCACAGUGCCAGACGCCAUAGAAGCAUUCAAGAACGGCGAGUUUCUCGUGGUCAUGGACGACGAAUCACGUGAGAAUGAAGGUGACUUGAUUAUAGCCGCCGAGAAAAUUACCCAGGAGCAAAUGGCUUUUCUUGUGCGCCAUUCUUCUGGGUAUGUAUGUUGUCCUCUCUCCACGGAAAGAGCCAACGAGCUCGAUUUGCAGCCCAUGUUGAAGGACAGAACUGACAGACACGGCACAGCCUAUACUGUGACAUGUGAUUUUGCAAAUGGCACCACUACGGGUAUUUCUGCACACGACCGAGCAUUGACGGCAAGGCUGUUGGCUGCUUCGACGAGUAAACCUGACGACUUUAUCAGACCAGGUCACAUUUUGCCUUUGAGAGCAGUCCCAGGACUUCUUAAAUCUAGAAGAGGUCAUACCGAGGCCAGUGUGCAGUUGUGUGAAUUGGCUGGUCUAGCCCCAGCUGCCGUCAUCUGUGAGUUGGUGAGAGACGAAGACGGUUUGAUGAUGAGAUUAGAUGACUGCGAGAAGUUUGCCGAGAAGUUUGGCAUCAAACUCGUGACCAUUGAUCAAAUUGUGAACUUUCUUCCUUGA